Hipposideros armiger (great roundleaf bat) is the source of this 5946-nucleotide messenger RNA. Its product is annotated as low-density lipoprotein receptor-related protein 1B-like. Gene Ontology annotation, biological process: receptor-mediated endocytosis. The record is from RefSeq and is a predicted model, not a curated record. The transcript is spliced from 32 exons. The annotation marks the transcript as partial. Lineage: Eukaryota; Metazoa; Chordata; Mammalia; Chiroptera; Hipposideridae. Gene Ontology annotation, cellular component: signaling receptor complex; apical plasma membrane; plasma membrane. Gene Ontology annotation, molecular function: protein binding; hormone binding; calcium ion binding.
UCCCUAAUCAAGACAUUCCAGGGGUGAUUGCACUAACAUUGUUUGAAGACUACAUCUACUGGACUGAUGGGAAAACCAAGUCACUCAGCCGUGCCCAUAAAACCUCGGGAGCAGACAGACUCUCACUGAUUAACUCAUGGCAUGCCAUCACAGAUAUCCAGGUGUAUCAUUCUUAUAGACAACCUGAUGUCUCCAAACAUCUCUGUAUGAUAAAUAAUGGAGGUUGCAGUCAUCUGUGCCUUUUAGCCCCUGGAAAGACUCACACCUGUGCAUGUCCCACCAACUUCUAUCUUGCAGCUGAUAACAGGACUUGCUUAUCUAACUGCACAGCCAGUCAAUUUCGUUGCAAAACUGACAAAUGUAUUCCAUUCUGGUGGAAAUGCGACACUGUGGAUGACUGUGGCGAUGGAUCUGAUGAACCUGAUGACUGUCCUGAAUUUAAAUGUCAGCCAGGCCGAUUUCAGUGUGGAACAGGGCUCUGUGCUCUGCCUGCAUUCAUCUGUGAUGGAGAGAAUGACUGUGGAGACAAUUCUGAUGAACUCAACUGUGAUACACAUGUCUGCCUCUCAGGUCAGUUCAAGUGUACCAAGAACCAGAAAUGCAUCCCAGUAAACCUCAGAUGUAAUGGACAAGAUGACUGUGGCGAUGAGGAAGAUGAAAGGGACUGUCCUGAAAACAGCUGUUCUCCAGACUAUUUCCAGUGUAAAACUACCAAGCAUUGCAUUUCCAAGCUGUGGGUUUGUGAUGAGGACCCAGACUGCGCAGAUGCAUCAGAUGAGGCCAACUGUGAUAAAAAAACGUGUGGACCUCAUGAAUUCCAGUGUAAAAACAACAACUGUAUUCCAGAUCACUGGCGGUGUGAUAGCCAAAAUGACUGCAGCGAUAAUUCAGAUGAAGAAAACUGUAAGCCACAGACCUGUACACUGAAAGAUUUUCUUUGUGCCAAUGGGGACUGCGUUUCUUCAAGGUUUUGGUGUGAUGGAGAUUUUGACUGUGCAGAUGGCUCUGAUGAGAGAAAUUGUGAAGCAAGUUGUUCUAAAGAUCAGUUCAGGUGUUCCAAUGGUCAGUGUAUAUCGGCAAAAUGGAAAUGUGAUGGUCAUGAAGACUGUAAAUAUGGAGAAGAUGAGAAAAACUGUGAACCAGCAUCUCCUACUUGUUCAUCAAGUGAAUAUAUAUGUACCAGCGGAGGAUGUAUUUCAGCAUCUUUGAAAUGUAAUGGAGAAUAUGAUUGUGCUGACGGUUCCGAUGAGAUGGACUGUGUGACUGAAUGUAAGGAAGAUCAAUUCCAAUGCAAAAAUAGAGCCCACUGUAUCCCAAUUAGAUGGCUGUGUGAUGGAAUUCAUGAUUGUGUGGAUGGCAGUGAUGAAGAGAACUGUGACAGAGGAGGAAAUAUAUGUAGAGCAGAUGAGUUCCUUUGCAAUAAUUCCCUUUGUAAACUACAUUUCUGGGUGUGUGAUGGAGAAGACGACUGUGGAGACAACUCCGAUGAAGCCCCUGAGAUGUGCGUCAAAUUUCUGUGCCCACCCACAAGACCUCACAGAUGCAGAAAUAACAGAAUAUGUGUGCAGCCUGAACAAACGUGCAAUGGGAUCGAUGACUGUGGGGACAACUCAGAUGAAGAUCUCUGCGGUGGUAAGCUUACAUAUAAAGCAAGACCUUGUAAAAAAGAUGAAUUUGCUUGCAAUAAUAAAAAAUGUAUCCCCAUGGACCUCCAGUGUGAUCAGCUUGACGACUGUGGAGAUGGUUCAGAUGAACAAGGCUGCAGAAUAACUCCAAUGAAAUAUACCUGUGAAGAUCAUGUGAACCCAUGUGGAGAUGAUGCAUAUUGUAAUCAAAUAAAAACAUCUGUUUUCUGUCGCUGUAAGCCUGGAUUUCAGAGAAACAUGAAAAACAGACUUUGUGAAGACCUUAAUGAAUGUUUGGUCUUUGGUACAUGUUCCCAACAAUGUAUAAAUACGGAAGGAUCAUAUAAAUGUGUAUGUGACCAAAAUUUUCAAGAAAGAAAUAACACAUGCAUAGCAAAAGGCUCUGAAGAUCAAGUUCUCUACAUUGCUAAUGACACUGAUAUCCUGGGUUUUAUAUAUCCAUUCAACUACAGUGGUGAUCAUCAACAAAUUUCUCAUAUUGAACAUAAUUCAAGGAUAACAGGGAUGGAUGUGUAUUAUCAAAGAGAUAUGAUUAUUUGGAGUACUCAGUUUAAUCCAGGAGGCAUUUUCUACAAAAGGGUCCAUGACAGAGAAAAAAGGCAAGCAAACAGUGGCUUGAUUUGUCCUGAAUUUAAAAGGCCCAGGGACAUUGCAGUUGACUGGGUUGCAGGAAAUAUUUAUUGGACCGAUCAUUCUAGAAUGCACUGGUUCAGUUACUAUACCACUCACUGGACCAGCCUGAGAUACUCUAUCAAUGUAGGGCAGCUGAAUGGCCCCAACUGCACCAGACUCUUAACAAAUAUGGCUGGAGAACCCUAUGCUAUUGCUGUAAAUCCUAAAAGAGGGAUGAUGUAUUGGACUGUCGUUGGGGACAACUCCCACAUAGAAGAAGCAGCCAUGGAUGGUACUUUGAGAAGGAUUUUAAUAAAAAAGAAUUUACAGAGACCCACAGGUCUGGCUGUGGAUCAUUUUAGUGAACGGAUAUAUUGGGCUGACCUUGAGCUCUCCCUUAUCGGCAGUGUUCUGUAUGAUGGCUCUGAUUCCGUAAUUUCUGUCAGCAGCAAACAAGGCUUGUUACAUCCACAUAGGAUUGAUAUCUUUGAAGAUUAUAUAUAUGGAGCAGGACCUAAAACUGGUGUAUUUCGAGUACAAAAAUUUGGCCGUGGUUCAGUAGAGUACCUAGCUUUAGAUGUUGAUAAAACAAAAGGUGUUUUGAUAUCCCAUCGCUAUAAACAACUAAAUUUACCCAAUCCAUGCUUGGAUUUAACAUGUGAAUUCCUCUGUUUGCUGAAUCCUUUUGGGGCCACCUGUGUGUGCCCAGAAGGAAAAUAUUUGAUUAAUGGCACCUGCAAUGAUGACAGCCUGUUAGAUGAUUCAUGCAAAUUGACUUGUGAAAAUGGGGGAAGGUGCAUUUUAAAUGAGAAAGGUGAUUUGAGGUGUCACUGUUGGCCUAGUUAUUCAGGAGACAGAUGUGAAGUCAACCACUGUAGCAACUACUGUCAAAAUGGAGGAACUUGCGUGCCAUCAGCUUUGGGGAGACCCACCUGCAGCUGUGCACUGGGGUUCACUGGACCAAACUGUGGUAAGACAGUUUGUGAGGAUUUUUGUCAAAAUGGAGGGACGUGCAGCGUGAGUGCUGGGAACCAGCCUUACUGCUACUGCCAGCCUGAACACACUGGUGACAGAUGUCAGUACUAUGUGUGUCACCACUACUGUGUGAAUUCCGAAUCCUGUACCAUUAGGGAUGAUGGAAGUGUUGAAUGUGUCUGUCCAACACGCUAUGAAGGACCAAAAUGUGAGGUUGACAAAUGUACAAGGUGCCAUGGGGGGCACUGCAUUGUAAAUAAAGACAGUGAUGAUAUAUUUUGCAACUGCACUAAUGGAAAGAUUGCCUCUAGCUGUCAGUUAUGUGAUGGCUACUGUUACAAUGGUGGCACAUGCCAGCUGGACCCUGAGACAAAUGUACCUGUGUGCCUAUGCUCUGUGGGGUUUAAAAGUCAGCGCUGUGACCAGAAAGAGAACCCUUGUGAUCACUACUGUCAGAAUGAGGGGAUUUGCACUUUAACUGCGUUUAAUGAGCCGAGAUGCAAAUGUUCCACCAACUGGUCUGGCACACAGUGUGAGAGGCCAGCCCCAAAGAGCAGCAAGUCUGAUCAUAUCAGCACAAGAAGCAUCGCCAUCAUUGUGCCUCUGGUUCUCUUGGUGACUUUGAUAACCACCUUAGUAAUUGGUUUAGUGCUUUGUAAAAGAAAAAGAAGGACAAAAACUAUUCGAAGACAACCUAUUAUCAAUGGAGGAAUAAAUGUAGAAAUUGGCAAUCCAUCUUAUAAUAUGUAUGAGGUGGAUCAUGACCACAACGAUGGAGGUCUUUUAGAUCCUGGUUUUAUGAUAGACCCAACAAAGGCCAGGUAUAUAGGGGGCGGGUCCAGUGCUUUCAAGCUUCCACAUACAGCGCCGCCCAUCUACCUAAACUCUGAUUUGAAAGGACCACUAACUGCUGGGCCAACAAAUUACUCCAACCCCGUGUAUGCAAAAUUAUAUAUGGAUGGGCAAAACUGCCGAAACUCCUUAGGAAGUGUUGAUGAAAGGAAAGAACUGCUUCCAAAGAAAAUAGAAAUUGGGAUCAGAGAGACCGUGGCAUAAAUACUUUUUAUAUGCUGUAUAAAUGUAUAAAAUAUAAGGAUUAAUUUUGUAUGUUCCAACAGUAUUAUACUUGUUUUGGCAUCAGCAUUACCUCUUUCUUUAUCUUUUCCCUGGUUAAUUGUUUUCUGAGUUAUCUGGGUUCUAUUUUUUGCUGAUGACUAUUGAUUGACCAUUUGUAUGGUAUUUUUAUGAAAAAGAACUGCACUACAGUACAAUUUACAACAAUGCUGCUGAUAUGACACCUUUGAAUUUGUUAAAAUUAAAAACAACAUAUUCCUUUGUAGUGUGAAUAUGAGCAAUCUAUUUUAUAUGAACUUUUUUGGUUCUACUUUAUCAACAAAGAAAAUCUCUGCACUUUUUCAUUCUAUGGUCUGAAAGCUAUAAUACAAUGACAUUUUUUCUUUUCCGUUGAAAUUGAUGGAAGAAUGAUUGAAUGGUCAACUCUCUUCUCUGUGCCCGUGAAGACUGAUCCAGACUGCUGAAAAUACAUAGCCCUCACAAGUUCAGCAUCACCUGCUUUGAAAUUAGCCUUAGAUUGCCAAGUAAUAGAUGCAAAUUUUGAGGAAAAUCUUUUUAAAAUAUAUAAAAUUAAUAAUUUGCAUGAACACAUGACUACAUUUUCCAAAAUUUAGUAGACGGUAUGUGAUAUACUAAACAUAUGCACCCUGUAAACAAUAGUUAUAUUUAAGUGGUAGCACAUAGCAAAAAUAUAACCAAAAGUGAGAAGACCACACUUGCUUUGGGGUAAGACCUGUUGUUCUCCCUCAGCCCUGAGGUAAAUAGGUAGCCUAGAGCACAACAGGGCAUUGGGUACUCAUGUCUUAGGAAUUUCUUCCCAGUCAUGUGCAUUUUGUGAAAAAUUAAUCCAACCCCUUACCCCACAGAACACUAAAGGAUAAUAUAUAAGCACACAAAUUGACGACAGAAUUUGGAUUAGGUGAAUGCAUUCUCUUUGCUAGGUCAAAAGGAAGAGGCAAACCAGUCAUUCUGAUAAAGAGGAAUUGGUAAAUAUUUUCAACAUACAAUAUGACUAAUCCAUUAUUUGCCCUUUCCAAAGUACAUUUGGAAAGGACUUCCCAAGUUAUAGAAAUAACUCUAUGCCCAUAAUCAAAGGUGGAGAGUAUAAAUGCUGACCAGUUACUCUGGUACUCGGGUUUCUUUUUCAUUAAGCAAAACACAUGGACCCCAUUCAUUUGUUUGUUUUCAAUUUUUGAUUGAACCAAGUACGAUUUAUUUAAGUUGUAUAAAAAAAAGGAUAGCAUUUUUAUACAAAUAUCUUUAAAGGCACAAAAGAUUUAUUCACAAGGUAUGGAGGGCUUUUUGUUCCUCUGAUAGACAUGACUGACUUUUAGCUGUCAUAAUGUAUUAACCUAACAGAUGAAAUAUGUUUGUGGUUGCUCUUUAUCCCUUUGUACAAGCAUUAAAAAAACUGCUGUUUUAUAAAGAGACUUUUUGUUGUACUAUGUGCAUGCAUACUACCUAUUUCUAAACUUUGCCAUAUUGAGGCCUUUAUAAACUAUUGAUUUAUGUAAUACUAGUGCAAUUUUGCUUGAACAAUGUUAUGCAUAUCAUAAACUUUUUCAGGUUCUUGUUUAAGUACAUUUUUUAAAUUGAACAGUAUUUUUCAUUUUGGUUAUAAUAGUCAUUUUGCCUAUGU